AUGGAGGUGAAUGAAGGAGGGAAAAGGCCAUCUGUAACGUAUUCAAAGUCCAUACCCGCUCAAAAUAGCGAGAGAAAGAGAGGGAACCGCGGCAAUCAUUCGCCGCAACUUGCAAAUCAAAAUAAGCCAAACGAUGAAGAAAGCAGUAUAGAUAGGAAGAAACAGAAAAUGAACACGGAAGACAGAUCUCCUGAAAAAACCCCUGGAAAUGCGAAAAAGUCACCAGAGGGAUCACCGCCAAGCGAAGAAAAAUGUGAACAAGCCAUGGAACAGGAAAAGGAGAAAGAACAACCAGAGAAGAACAGCCAAGAAGAAUUCAAACAAGAAGAGCAACAUGACAGCAAACGAGCAAAAUCACAAGGAAAAAAAGCAGGAAAUAUCGAAGAAAACAACGAUGCUGAUCCUCCUCAAGCUGAGCAGGGAAAGACAGAGAACGAGGGUAAACCGAGACCGCUGCCCGAACCGGGAACAGAAACGACGCCUGAGGCGGAAGCACAAAAACAAAAAGAGGACGAGGAACAAACAGCUAACACGAGGGCUGUUCAAAGCGGGGCCAAGAAAGCUGAGGAAAAAAGUGAUUUUAAAGAUGGCCCAUCAGAAGGAUCGAGACCACCGCAAACGUCGGAGGGAAACAAGACGAAAUUACAAAUUGUGAUAACAUCUAAGCAGACGGCCCCUCAACUGCGUGAUGCCAAGAAAGCUGGCUCUUCCCAAACCGGAUCCAUAAAGUCACCAACGGGAUCACUGCCUGGCGAAGACGUAAACAAAUUAACAACUAAUGACGAACAAUCAGAAGAAAACGCAGAGGAAGCCAUGAAAGAGCAAGAGGAGAGGGAACGGCAAGAGAAGAAGAACCAAGAAGAAGUCAGACGUGACGAGCAACAUGACAAAGAGAAAGGAAAAUCACAAGGAAAAAAAGGUGAAAUUCUCGAAAAAGACAAGGAAGCUGGUUCUUCUCAAGUUGAGCAAGAAAAGGAAGAGAAGAAGAGUAAACCGAGGCCGCUACCAAAAAUGGGGAAAGAAGCGACACCUGGAGCGAAAACACAAAAGAAAGAGCAAGAUAAAGAAACAGCUAAGAAGGGGGCUGCCCAGAGCGGGGCUAAGAAAGCUGGCACUUCCCAAACCGUAUCCACAAAGUCACCAACGGGAUCACUGCCAGGCGAAGACGUAAACAAAUUAACAACUUAUGACGAACAACCAGAAGAAAACUCAGAGGAAGCCAUGAAAGAGCAAGAGGAGAGGGAACGGCAAGAGAAGAAGAACCAAGAAGAAGUCAGACGUGACGAGCAACAUGACAAAGAGAAAGGAAAAUCACAAGGAAAAAAAGGUGAAAUUCUCGAAAAAGACAAGGAAGCUGGUUCUUCUCAAGUUGAUCAAGAAAAGGAGGUAAAAAAGAGUAAACUGAAGCCGCUACCAAAACUGGGGAAAGAAGCGAAACCUGGAGCGAAAGCACAAAAGAAAAAAGAGCAAGAUAAAGAAACAGCUAAGAAGGGGGCUCCCCAGAGCGAGGCUAAGAAAGCUGGCACUUCCCAAACCGGAUCCACAAAGGGUACAAAAAGCAAAAAUAAACUGCGAUGA
Orbicella faveolata is the source of this 1578-nucleotide messenger RNA. Its product is annotated as DNA ligase 1-like. Lineage: Eukaryota; Metazoa; Cnidaria; Anthozoa; Scleractinia; Merulinidae. The record is from RefSeq and is a predicted model, not a curated record.